UCGUGCGUACGUGCGUCUUGAUGAUCCGCCUCCAAUCCCAGAUCAGCACCUCCGUCCCCACAUCAACGCACGCCCGGCCGUGAGCAAUGAUUUGCCGCCGUGGCAGGUCCCCGGCGGCCCUGGAAGAUGACGACCUGCUGGGGGAGAUCCUUCUCCGUCUACCUCCUAUGCCGUCCUCCCUCCCGCGCGCCUCCAUCGUCUGCAAGCGCUGGCAAGGUCUCGUCACCGACCAUGGAUUUCUCCGCCGCUUCCACGCGCACCAUCGGGAGCCGCCCCUCCUCGGCGCCUUCUUACAUCAUCCCGGUGAUAAGCUCAAGUUUACUCCUAUCCUGCCCGCUCCGGACCGCAUCCCUCCUCCGUACCUCGACAAAGGGGCCCGCUUGCUCAGUUGCCGCCAUGGCCGCUUCCUCAUCAUACACAGGGAGCACGUGGAUGUCUUCGUGUGCGACCACACCACCAGCAGCCAGCAUCGUUUGCUAAUUCCACCCGAGUUCAAGGGGCGUUACAUCAAUGGGGCGGUGCUAUGUGCUUCCCGCGAACGGGGCCACGUGCACCGCGAUUGCCACUCCACCCCCUUUAAGGUGGUCUUGCUGCUUGUGCAUGCUAAAAAUGGUCGACCUCUCACCUCUGUUUAUUCCUCUGAGACCGACACAUGGGCCGAUCUCAUCUCUACAGAUGUUCAGUAUCAUGGUUGUUUUGACGAUUAUUUUAGCACCCUUGUUGGUAAUGUACUUUACUGGUCGUUUAAGUAUGUGAUGAAGGCUAUACUUUGGUUUGAUUUGGAAAGGCAAAUCCUUGAUGUGCUCGAGGGGCCUCCUCAUAUGUAUCAUUCAGGCAACCAUCAGAUCAUCCAGGUAGAGGAUGGCGCAGUUGGUCUUGCCAUGAUGUCUCACCAUUACAACAACAUUCAAAUGUGGCAGAGGAAUGUGAAUUGCCACGGUGUAUCCACAUGGAUGUUGUGGAAGACCAUUGAGAUGCAUAACAUUCUUGGGAUCCCUCCUCAGGUCGAUGGACAGAAGACCUGGUUGAAAUUUAUACUAGGAUAUGUUGAGGAUACCGAUGGGAUAUUUUUAUAUAUGAACGGGAGUGUCUAUAUGGUUGAACUAGAGGAUAUGCAAUCUAGGAAGCUUUGCCAAGCCCGUAAUACUAUUACUUACUGUCAUUCUUUCAGGAGUUUCUAUGCACCAGGUGGAAGGGAAUUAAACUAGCCAGCGGGCCCUUUAGAUUUAGAACAUGGAUCUCUAUCAUCGUGCUGCACAGCUUGGUUACAUCAAAUUGCAUGCGUGAAUGCAGUGCAGACCCUGGAUGGCAAUGGAGCCAACCAAACACUAACAUUUGUGUUGUUGCAUAUUUUGCAAAGACAAGUAUUAUAGCUAUUGGAGGCAGAAGUAAUGCUGGAUCGGCAGUUUGUUUCUUAGAUUUUUUUCUCUCCAUAUCUUUG
Molecule: messenger RNA, 1441 nt
Organism: Triticum aestivum (bread wheat)
Lineage: Eukaryota; Viridiplantae; Streptophyta; Magnoliopsida; Poales; Poaceae
Exons: 2
Coding region: 87-1208 (373 amino acids)
Molecular function (GO): protein binding
Source: RefSeq, a predicted model, not a curated record